Colias croceus (clouded yellow) is the source of this 729-nucleotide messenger RNA. RefSeq names its product 60S ribosomal protein L9 (gene RpL9). Gene Ontology annotation, biological process: cytoplasmic translation. NCBI's taxonomy places the organism in Eukaryota, Metazoa, Arthropoda, Insecta, Lepidoptera, Pieridae. The transcript has 3 exons. The coding region runs from base 133 to 705 and encodes 190 amino acids. Gene Ontology annotation, cellular component: ribosome; cytosolic large ribosomal subunit. The record is from RefSeq and is a predicted model, not a curated record. Gene Ontology annotation, molecular function: rRNA binding; structural constituent of ribosome.
ACGUAAAAAUAUAUGCGUAGAAUGUAGUGUAUUGACAGUGACUGUUGACAUUUGACAGGCUACGUCAAGUAGGUUGGCAACAUUGUGGAUUCUAGCCUUUUUCCGGCUCUCUGUGGCACUGAAAGCCUCAAGAUGAAGCAAAUUGUUGCAAAUCAAAAAGUUAAAAUCCCUGAGGGGCUGACAGUCCAUGUGAAAUCACGGCUUGUAACAGUAAAAGGCCCGCGAGGUGUAUUAAAGCGAAACUUCAAACACUUAGCAGUUGAUAUUCGUAUGGUGAACCCACGGUUGUUGAAGGUGGAGAAAUGGUUUGGAUCUAAGAAAGAACUAGCAGCAGUACGCACUGUAUGCUCUCAUGUUGAAAACAUGAUCAAAGGUGUGACCAAGGGAUUCCAAUACAAAAUGCGAGCGGUAUACGCUCACUUCCCCAUCAACUGUGUCACAACUGAAGGCAAUUCAGUGAUUGAAAUCCGUAACUUCCUUGGUGAAAAAUUCAUCAGAAGGGUAAAGAUGGCUCCCGGUGUUACAGUAGUCAACUCGCCCAAACAGAAAGAUGAACUUAUCAUUGAAGGCAACUCCCUGGAGGAUGUGUCGAGUUCUGCAGCCCUUAUCCAACAAUCCACAACAGUGAAAAACAAGGAUAUCAGAAAGUUCUUGGAUGGACUCUAUGUGUCUGAGAAGACAACUGUUGUACUGGAUGAGAUAUAAGUGUAUUAAAAUAAUAGGCUGAAA